Pelecanus crispus (Dalmatian pelican) is the source of this 1558-nucleotide messenger RNA. The record is from RefSeq and is a predicted model, not a curated record. Lineage: Eukaryota; Metazoa; Chordata; Aves; Pelecaniformes; Pelecanidae.
AUGGUUCAGAAACUUGACCAGAAGCUCCCUGUAGCCAACGAGUACCUGCUGCUUUCAGGCGGUGUGCGGGAAGGCGUGGUGGACAUUGAUCUCGAUGAGCUGAAUGUUUAUGCACGAGGCACAGACUAUGACAUGGACUUCACCCUGCUUGUGCCCGCACUGAAGCUGCAUGACCGCAACCAACCAGUGACACUGGACAUGCGCCACUCGGCUUUGUGCCACUCCUGGCUGAGCCUGCGUCUGUUUGAUGAAGGAACUAUCAGCAAAUGGAAGGACUGCUGCACGAUUGUGGACCAUAUCAAUGGAUCUACCAAUUAUUUCUUCUCUCCGACAAAAGUUGCAGACUGGUUCUAUGACUCCAUUAGCAUUGUCCUCUCCGAGAUCCAGAAAAAGCCUCAGCGAGGGAUGCCAAAGGUGGAGAAGGUAGAAAAGAAUGGGACUAUCAUAUCCAUCAUUUUGGGAGUGGGCAGCAGCCGCAUGCUGUACGACAUUGUCCCUGUGGUGUCCUUCAAAGGUUGGCCAGCUGUGGCCCAGAGCUGGCUGAUGGAGAACCACUUCUGGGAUGGGAAGAUCACAGAGGAGGAAGUCAUCAGUGGGUUUUACUUAGUGCCUGCAUGUUCCUACAAGGGGAAGAAGGACAAUGAAUGGAGGCUGUCAUUUGCCAGAAGUGAAGUGCAGCUGAAAAAGUGCAUCUCCAGCAGCCUCAUGCAAGCCUAUCAGGCCUGCAAAGCUAUCAUCAUCAAAUUGCUGUCCCGCCCCAAAGCCAUUAGUCCGUAUCACUUGCGGAGCAUGAUGCUGUGGGCUUGCGACAGGCUACCAGCCAGCUACUUGGCCCAGGAGGAUUACGCAGCCCAUUUCCUCCUGGGUCUCAUUGAUGAUCUCCAGCACUGCUUGGUCAACAAGAUGUGCCCUAACUAUUUCAUCCCCCAGUGCAACAUGCUGGAGCAUCUCUCUGAAGAAACUGUCAUGCUGCAUGCGCGGAAGCUGUCCUCAGUCCGCUCAGACCCUGCCGAACACCUUCGAACUGCCAUCGAACAUGUCAAAGCAGCCAACCGGCUAACACUAGAGCUCCAACGGCGGGGCAGCACCACCAGCAUCCCCUCCCCGCAGUCAGAUGGAGGGGACACCAACCAGCCUGAUGACCGAUUAGCCAAAAAGUUGCAACAGCUAGUGACUGAGAACCCUGGGAAGUCCAUCUCUGUCUUCAUUAACCCAGAUGAUGUCACAAGGCCCCACUUCAGAAUUGAUGAUAAAUUUUUCUGAGCUUUUGUCAAUGUUUCUUGGGAUUUUUUUCUUUUGUUUCAUUUUUAAAAACUCUUGCAGUGUGCAGGUUUUUUGUUUGGUUUUCCUUGAUGACUUAGUCUCUUGGUUUUUACAUAUCCAGCGUAGAUUGGAUCUGUUGAGAACAAUCUGAAUAAAUUAUAAUUCCUGGUUCUGCAGGACGGUGCAGAUUUUGAAACAGUAUAUUACUAUUUCAUAUGCUGCUUUGAUUUUUUUCGCCCACCCAGCCCCACUGUCUGUGAGUAGUUUCUAAAGCAGAACAUGCACUGUAAACACA